UGCAGUUCUUCAGUAGACUACGCGAAGUCGGUCGGCGAGGGACCACCACGUUCUGCUGCGGGGAAGCGGACUUACGUGUUUUGUUUGCGGCGGCGUGGCCGGCUGCUGCUGCCGUCUUCGGUUUUCUGCCCACCUGCGUGUGACAGUGCAAUCAGCGGUGCGCACCCGGGGUGACUCUGCGUCAGUGACAGCCCGCUGUCACCCACAGUUUCAGUCUCCCUCAAUACGCCGGUUUUAGUCGCGGUGAGCUAAAGGGGUAAGUGAGGCGCCGGAGCAAUGCUCUCGCCCGUGAUCCAGGGACGAAACUGACGCGCCACCGAUAUACGCGCUUCUCUCGCCCGUUCGGCGGCGUCUGCUUUUCUGGAGCAAGCGCGAUAGGUGGCCGCAGAGUUGCGCGAAAAUAUAAAGCAAGGAGAGCUUAGCAGACGACAUUCCUUUUAGUUUAGACUUUUCUGAAGAACUUAUCUUACGCGACUCAAUUGUCGGCAAUCGAUUUCUCGCGUGCAGUUCCCCUUUCCGAUUUGUUCCAGUAGCAGGAAGGGACACACACCCGUUAUUUUUUGGUUGGUUUUCAUUCAUCGCGUUGUGCUUUCUUCUAGCGGCUGUCUAGUGAGUGAAACGAUCACCGCUAACGGGCGUCUGCCUAGUAGAAAAGUACAGCGCACAGCAGGCGACGUCACCGUUCCGCUUCCGUUUUCCCAGCUGGGAGCGGCCGGACCCUGAGAAGAGGUGUCGUCCCUGUCUGGCGCGGCAUCGCCACCGUGUCCGAUCAAGACGAUGCUGGCUGCUUUCCGCCACCGGCGCAGCCCGCUGCUUCGCCUAUAAUCCCACCUCGGCGCUUUCCUCGACCAUGAUAGCUCCCUCCGCAAUCUCGUAAUUUACAGGCGCGUGCUCCAAAAAGAGAAAAGGGGAGGAAAAGAACGCACAGUGUCGCGAUGCUGCUGUGGAGACGACGCGCCCUGUGGACGUGCAUCGCGGUGCUUGCCGCGCUCUCGUGGACAUGCGGCGCCGACGAGGCGCGCGCACCCGUGGUGGACAGUGCGUCGCGUGGACACCACGAGGCCGUGCCACCGGACCCGGACGACCACACGGCGAGCACGGACGAUGUUAUCGUGUCACCCAUCCACCACCACGGUGUCGGAGGCGGACACGCCGUCUCAGCCGGACACCACGGCAGCGGUGCGCGAGACGGGACUCCCAAACGGUUCCAGGUGGCCAAGGUGGACUUUCACCACGUUGCCACACCGUUCAUUAUAUCGGUGUGGAUAAUAAUUGCAGGAUUCGCCAAAAUAGGUUUCCAUGUGACUCCAAAGUUGCACCUGAUCUGCCCCGAGAGCUGCAUUCUCAUCGUGAUCGGUGUGGUGAUUGGGCUGCUGCUCUUCUACACGGGCCUGACGUCAGUGGGGCCGCUAACGCCGGACGUGUUCUUCCUGUUCAUGUUGCCGCCCAUCGUGCUGGACGCAGGCUACUACAUGCCCAACCGUUCUUUCUUUGACAACUUGGGGUCGAUCAUGACGUACGCCGUGCUGGGGACUGUGUGGAAUGCGCUUACCAUCGGCCUCUGCUUGUGGGCGGUGGGCCUGACUGGCCUGUACGGCACGUCUGUGCCCCUUCUGGACGCACUACUUUUCAGUUCCAUCAUCUCGGCCGUGGACCCGGUAGCCGUGCUGGCCGUCUUCGAGGAGAUCCACGUCAACGACGUCCUCUACAUUCUCGUCUUCGGUGAAAGCCUGCUCAACGACGCCGUCACAGUGGUGCUGUACCGCAUGUUCGAGGGCUACACGGACAUGGGCACGGAGAACAUAAUACCGACUGACUACGUGUAUGGCGUGGCCUCCUUCUUCGUGGUGGCGCUGGGUGGCACGGCCGUCGGCAUCCUCUGGGGCCUGGUGGCUGCCUUCGUGUCGCGCUUCACGCACCACGUGCGCGCCAUCGAGCCCCUGUUCGUCUUCAUCCUGGGCUACCUGUCCUACCUCAGCGCCGAGCUGUUCCACCUGUCAGGAAUUCUCGCGUUGACCUUCUGUGGCCUGACAAUGAAAAACUACGUCGAGGAAAACAUUUCUCAGAAGUCUCACACCACACUAAAAUAUGGAAUGAAGAUGUUAGCCAACUGCUCGGAGACGAUCAUAUUCAUGUUCCUCGGUGUAUCGACGGUGAACGACAUCCACAGAUGGAACACAUGGUUCGUCAUCCUCACCAUAGUCUUCAUCACCGUCUUUCGAUCUGUAGGAGUGAUUCUGCUGACGUGGCCAAUCAACCGGUUCCGCGUACAUACACUCAACAAGGUGGAUCAGUUCAUCAUGGCGUACGGAGGGCUACGGGGAGCCGUGGCCUUUGCCCUAGUGCUGGUCGUCAACGAGGACGUCAUACCGACAAAGAAGAUGCUUGUGACGACCACCAUAGCAGUCAUUUACUUCACCGUGUUCGUACAGGGGAUGACAAUUGGACCUCUAGUGCGCCUGCUCAAUGUGCCACGAAGUGUCAAGGGACAGAUGUCUAUGAACGAAAGGCUCCACACAAGAUUAAUGGACCACUUAAUGGCUGGCCUAGAAGAUGUGACGGGGCAGUUCAUGGGCAACUACAAAAUACGAGACAAAUUCAAGUACUACAACAAUCGUUUUCUGAGGCCGAUGCUGCUCAAGGACCACAGCAUACGUGAACCUAAGAUCAUCGAAACGUACUCCAAGCUGAACCUUGCCGACGCAAUGAACUUGCUGAAGAACAACAACAGCCUGGUGCCUGUCAUGAAUGGUGAAAAUGGCGUGUCAUUAGCUUCACUCUUCCGAAGCUACACACAGACCAACCUGAGCAAGGGCGCCGCGUCGGCCAGCGGUGACACGUUGCGCGAGCUCGACCUCCCGGUUGACCGGUCGGCCACCGUGCUCAACUUCGACAUGAACGAACUGCAGUAUUCGCCCAGCAGCAAAGACUACGCAGACGCCCAGCUGCACCACAUACUGUCGGACUCAAUGUUCAAGCCAUCUAGGAAGGUCAAGCGGCUGUAUCGGGACCGUGUGGACGGAACUGAGGACCACCCGCCCUUCCACCACCACAUGCGCAUGCAAAUCCGCACCUUCUUGGGAGAGGAGAGACGACGCAUGCGCAAGGCCCGCAAUGGCCGCCUGCCGCGCCACGAUGGCAACGACGGAGCUCCGCUCACUUGCCGACACGCGCGCGAGCCUCGCAAGAUUCCCAAUGGAGAUAAACCACAGCUACGCUUCAGUCUUCCGAUGAACGGUGACUGUUCGCUUAACGUGGACUGCCACAAGGUUACGGCGCCGGGCAAUGGGACGACGAAACCUGAGGUAAACUCGAGACUGCAGCAAGCCGGGGACGAUGAAGGCAUCGUCUUUGUGGCCCGUCCGAGAGACGAAACGGCUCUCAAAGGCUCUCCGCGGUCGUAUUCGCCUCCUCCAGCAGCAGAGGCUCUGACGGAGACCGAGACCACACUCCCCUGGAAGCGCGACGACGUUCCUGACGCGGCGGGAGUGCGCGCCCGCUGCGGCAGCGGUGACGGCGGCGUCCGCCAGCGGGAGUUCCCGUCAUGGAUCGACAAUCGCGAAUACAUCGCUUACCAGUCACCCACGUCCACGAUUCUCGGUCGGCUGGAUCGCCACAAGCGCUCAACUCCGGAUGUUUUCGAGGUGUUCCAACUCAAGUCGUCGGGCGUGCCGGCCGCCCCGAUGGAAGAGGUGACCGAGGAGGACCAAGACGGCGCUUCCCCGGAUAUCGCCGGCGUCCCGUCGGAGCUCGAGCUUGCGCAGGUGCCAUCGCAGGGAGAGGGCGCUGAAGGAGGCGACGAAGAAGGCCCGCCCUCUACAACGUCGACAGAACCACUAGCUCCGACUUCUCGCUGGGAAGAGACAGUCAUUGACUUAGAGAGCGACGAUUCUGAUAGCGGUGGCUCGAGGCAUGUGCGGCUGUGAUGUGGACGGAGUUGUUGAUGUUCCUGUGACCCGUGGCCACCACAGGCCACCCCGGUGGACAAGGUGUCUUGCUGAAGUGGCCCAAGGGCGAGAUAUAGCAAAUGAUGACAGUGCUUCUCUCCGUGCGUGACAACCUGUGCUCGGUUUUACCAUAUACAGUGACAAAGUGAGCAUUCGACAGACACCACCCAUGGCAAGCUACGAUGUUCAUGAUGAUGAUGAUGUGGCUUCAGUCGUAUGAAGCAUCGGCACAUUGAACUGGUAUACACUUCGUGUGCGUUGUCUAUAUAGCUGUUUUAGCCUGGGUGUGUGAAUAGCUACCACACGUGGGAUUCAUUCUAGCCGUUUCGGAUAUUUCGCUUUCAUAAUUCUUUUGCGUGGAUCACGUGAGACAAGACUCCUGCCAGAAAGUUUUACGAAAGUCGUUUUCGCUGUCCGCUGUCAUAAUUCAUUGUAGCGGCCAACGAAACGUCAAAUUGACAAAAAGUUACACUUUAUACAAGUAAUUUAGUGCUGUGUCAUAUUGCUGAAAUCUUUUUUAGCCUGUAACAACACGUGAUUUAGCGAUUCGUAAUGAUAGCUGGUGUUUUCAGUUUACGAGAACACGCGGGAUCUCUGGUGAAGAUGCAUUUAAGAAGAGUUGUGUUCUUUCUUUUAAGCUUUGUACAUACGAGCAUACGCAAAUGUGUGCUUACAGCAGGUGGAAAACCAUGCCGCACAGAAAUGACUGACGGCCGUGAGGAAGCUGCAGCGUCUCUAAAAUACGUAAUGCAGACUUUCUCAGUGCUAUAUGGAUCGCCUGCUUGAUUUUUUGAGUAACGUAAUUCAACAGAAUGCUUGUUUAGUAGGAGGCCUUGACACUCAGGAAAAACAGAUGCAGUAAUCACACUGCAAGAGAAAUAGCUUCGCUGUAAUCUUCGCGAAGACUGGUUAGGCAGUGGGAACUUCAGCGAAUCCUCUAAUAGCAACGAUAAGUUGUCAUGUCUUUUCUGAGAUAUUUGAGAUGUGUGAGACAACGGAGCAUUACGCAUUUAUCGCUUGUUUCUUCACAAACACUUCCUAGCUUGUAAAAGCUUAUGCUGUGGCUUACAGCGAGAGCGAUGCAAGGCUGAUACCGAUAGUUUACCUUCCCGAUAUAUUGAUAGAUGUCCACACGUCAAGAAAGUUCUCUUCUACAGGGUAGAGCACACGUCGCGAUCCGAAAACUUGUGGUUGUUACUUCAUGGCGUAAAGCAAAUAGUGCUGUUGUUGCAAACACGUACAAUCCAACACCACUUCAAGAAAUAAAUUGAACUCCUCAAGUUUCGCUACCUUGUAGCAUACAUGUACUGUCAGAACCAAAGCUUUUGAGACAGCAUACCAUCACAGUUUAUUCUUAAUAUCCCUGCACCAGUGUAUUGGUGACAAUGUUUCUAGGUAACAGUAGAUUACACGUCCUAAAAUACAUAGCGUCCAAUUAUAAUCCGCCAGUGACGUCCCGGUAGUGUGACAUAGAAAAGCAAGAUUGAAUUCGUUUUCUUGUUCUCUUUGUAUUUAGACAUAGCGACCUGCGUCACGCAUGUAUAUCGUAUCACCCCCGUAACGGAGACGACAUCAGAGACACAAUAAUCCAUGUUAGACUUAGUCGUUAGUUUGCUUUCAUUCAGAAUAAUUAUAGCCUUGAAGGCACCGUAACGGUGGGUGCGCAAGCACCGAAUGACAAGAGUGAACUCUGGCGAGUGCUCUUAUCUCCGGUAUAGUGUAAUCGCUUUAGCGUAAGCACUAAGCACUGGAACAUGGUGAGUAGCAACUCGUACACAUUGUGGCACAUCGUGUAGGAGGACUGCUUUGUUAUAGUAAUUUCUUAACGUUACGCGCGGCUUUGUGAACUGAUCGUGCUGAGCUGAGUCGUGCCUUUUCGAAAAAAAAGGUUGUAUCAGCAUCUGACGCCAAGCCUGUAUGCUCCCGACUUUUUUUUUUGUGAUCCUGAAAGUGUUUAAAAACGCACACAUUGUCGUCAUGGGCUACAAUAUGUUCGCAGUUUCAGCUGAAACAUUGUUUCGGGGAAGUACGAGAAGAUUUGUGAAUUACCUAACUGGACUUGAAAUCAAGCUCAAGUUACAGCCACGCGGCUUAAGCAACGUAGAAUAGUUCCAUUUUUUCUCCUUAAAUGAGAGAUGAACGGCUUCUAACAGAAAAAAAAACUUACGAGCAAAUUUCAACGAAUUUACCAGUCAAGCGCAGCGUAGCUUAUCUUAGUAAAGUGCCAGUGCUCACAAUGUGACUCUUCAGCGUUUGGUCUUAUAUUAUAAUGUGAAUGAGAUAAGUUUAAGGCCUAAUUGCGAGUGUGGUGUGCAUCGAAGUAUGUACAUGUGUACACAGCUGUGUUUGCACUUUCAAGAGUUUCAAAGGUGCAGUGUCGCGUCUUGAGCGGAGCCUCCCUAGUCACUCACUUGCGUAGUCGCUUGAGCAACGAGGUCUUUGAGUGGUGGUGCCUAUCGCUGACAAAGCAGCGCUGCUCGUAGCCUUGAAAUUUUACCGUGAGCCGUCCUCGCCUCCCCGGCAUCUGAUGAUUACCUUCCCGAUGAGAAGUAUCAAUGCCUCUACUAGUCGUGUCGCCUUCUUGGAAAGACAGUUUGGGCAUUGAACUGAGCUCGGAACGUUCUCUCUCUCUAGCUGUUUUUCUACGAUGGUCAAAAUCUAUUACACCUGUUAUCUAUCCCUACCCAAUCUCUCUCCUUUUUUUUUGUUUUUUUCUCAGCUUAGGAAGAAAAAAAAACUCGGGCGGGAAAGCCGAAGAAAUUCGCUUGGCGCUUCCCUUGUAGUUGUUAGUCGCUGUUUCAGACACUAUUACGCCUGCUAUUGGGACAAGCUUAAUUAAUUUUUAGAUAAACUUGGGCCAUCACGUGAAGAGAACACAGCGGGCAAUCUAUGAAACAAAAAAUAAGAAAAUUUGUUGCAAGUUCACAGGUUACUGCAGUAUUUCUAGUGAAAUGGGUUGAAGUAGGUAUACCACUGUCUGCUUCAUAACCCAGCAUGAGCUAGACGAAAAAGAAUACCUUUGCUCAUAACGAAUUAGAAGCUAAACGAACAGCUUAGCAGUAUAUACACCCUGUAUGUGUACGUUGUGAGAGACUAUUUUCUUUCGUGUCCAUCGUCAGCUAUGGGAGUGGAAGGGCGCUUUAUCCUGCUCCUCUCUUGGACACAAUGCUUAGACCCGCUGGGUAAGCCAAUCUGCAUCAUUAAGCAUACUGUGCGCAGGGUAAAACAGUUCGUCAAACCACAAAUGGCAAAACGUGCCACGGUGCUUCAUGGGACCAUUCUGGGGGGAAGACACCUAGCUUCCGCGUAUACCAUAGCCUUGAUGCCUUUUCGCUGUUUUCUCCUUGACUGGAUUAUUCUGCGUCCAGUGAUGGAACCAUGUGCUCUUUUUAGCCGUUAACACACAGAGAGGGCCGAACACUGCACUGGAUCGGCUUUACCAACAACUCUGGCAUAUUUGGCUUGCAGACGGGGAGAAACGGCAACCUUCAGUGCUGACAGAAAAUCUGUUGCUUUUAUCGCGGUUGUGACAGAAAACGUCAUUACGAAAUUUCACUGAUAAUUUCGCUGCACAUGUGUUGCUGCUUACAGUGAAUAGCCCACACAAGCGUUCCUUUGAUAAUGCACAGUUAUAACGAGCCGAGCUCGGCGGCCGGCACACGGCUGAAGUGAUAUGCCACGACGCCUUUUGCGGAAGCAAAAAGGCCCGCCCUAUAGUGAGAGCAAAGAAACACAUAUUUUGGUCUAAGAGACGUCAGAGAGUUCUAUGGAGCGCGCCUGUUAAAUGUUAGGCCAGUGCGCAUAUAGCGUCUGUCAAGUAGUAGCGCUCGUGCGACAAUCACACCUUCGUUCUAUUUUCAGCUUGCGUCUUAGUCAAUGCCUCCAUGCGCGAGCAAGCGGAUGAAGAAGCUUCAUAUAGCUGAACUGCAUGACUGCGGCGCGCCAUGCUUCCUGUGCAUGUAGUAGCCGUCACGUAACGAAGUUCCUAGAACAUAUUUUCCACUGAGAACUGAAAUGAGCGUUUUGUUUUGCUCUCCUUGGCAAAGAAACGAGUUUUUUUUUUUUUGCCUUGGGCAUCUUUUUUCUUACACUGUCUGCAUUAUCAUUAUUUUCAGCACGAGCAGAACAACCGUUCGUCCUCCUGACUGUUUCAUUGAAAUGAAAGUGCAUGUUUGUGAGUUGUGUAGUGAUUGUUUAUGUGUCUGAGUAGCUGGCUGCCGUUCUCGGCAAGGUCAAGUCAACGACAGCGACUCUCGUACGACGAUUGACUAUGUUUACUGUAGCGAGAGCGCGACAUCACCCACCAACUUUUUCGAGUAAGAAUACUGCACCGAAUCGUAUCACGUUAAAUUUUUUUUUUCUUCUUUUCUGCCUAGGUGUUUACUUUUCACCCCGUCAAUAUGUGAAUUCAAGUCCGUCUUGUUUCUUCUUCUGCUACUAGAGAUCGUAAUCACGUAUACCAAUUCAUGUACAUAGACGAGUAAAGCAUAGUUUGUUUCUUUCUCCUUUGUAUUGUUGUAUUUAUUUCGACCGCAUGCAGGGUCAACAGGGACAGGAUAGAAAAACGACGCUGAUUAGCUUUGCAGACCGGGCUAGCUUCCUCUGGCAAAACUGUAUUCUCCAUAACGCUUAGCAUCAGACACAGUUAACAUGACAAACAGCCAAUAAUCAUUCAAUGCAUCAAGUUAUGCUCUUCGAAAAUUGAAGAGGAAAAAAACGCACGAUUUAGGGACAUGACUGCCGUCAUAACAUCCUCGCAACGGACUCUUGUUGUCUCGUUAAAGGUGCAUCAAAACACUCAAAACACGUACAAAAACAUUCCAAACCUAGUUCUGGUUUGCCAUGUCCACUACGACACGAUGCGAAGGAAAUAAACUGUUGUUAUGAAACGGCA
This is a messenger RNA of Rhipicephalus microplus (southern cattle tick), 8841 nucleotides long. RefSeq names its product Na(+)/H(+) exchanger protein 2. The record is from RefSeq and is a predicted model, not a curated record. Gene Ontology annotation, molecular function: potassium:proton antiporter activity; sodium:proton antiporter activity. Lineage: Eukaryota; Metazoa; Arthropoda; Arachnida; Ixodida; Ixodidae. Gene Ontology annotation, biological process: potassium ion transmembrane transport; proton transmembrane transport; sodium ion import across plasma membrane. Gene Ontology annotation, cellular component: plasma membrane.